This is a messenger RNA of Topomyia yanbarensis, 5325 nucleotides long. RefSeq lists its product as uncharacterized. Gene Ontology annotation, biological process: DNA integration. The record is from RefSeq and is a predicted model, not a curated record. NCBI's taxonomy places the organism in Eukaryota, Metazoa, Arthropoda, Insecta, Diptera, Culicidae. The transcript has a single exon. Gene Ontology annotation, molecular function: nucleic acid binding; zinc ion binding. The coding region runs from base 1 to 5325 and encodes 1774 amino acids.
AUGUCCAACGACCGUCGCAUCAAGUCGCUCAAGCUGCGUCUACGCAGCAUAUUAACAUCUUUCAAUCUCAUCAAGUCAUUCGUUAACGAAUUCGAGGAGGAAGCCCAUGCAACAGAAGUUCCAGUUCGGCUGGAAAAUCUCGUCACCCUAUGGGCAGACUUCAACAAAUUACAAGGCGAGCUGGAAACACUCGACGAAAGUGCUGUUGAGCAACAGUUGAAACAACGUUCAGAGGUCGAAACUCACUAUUACCGAGUAAAGGGUUUCUUACUCUCGGUCAAUAAAGUCCCAGUUACACCGUGUGCGCCGUCUACUAAUCAAUCAGCUACGUAUGUCCCUUCAUCAAGUUCGCAUAUUCGUUUGCCUGAUGUGAAGUUACCAAUAUUCAACGGGAAUCUCGAGCACUGGCUAAACUUCCACGACUUGUACGUCUCUCUGGUCCACUCGUCGCAGGAAUUAUCAAAUAUUCAAAAAUUCUAUUAUUUGCGAUCCUCUUUGUCUGGGGAUGCCUUGAAAUUGAUUCAAACCAUCGCGAUUAGUGCCACUAAUUACUCCGUAGCGUGGAAUCUAUUGGUAGAGCACUUUCAGGACACGGCACGCCUGAAGCAGUCCUACAUUGAUGCGCGUUUUGAGUUUCCGUCAAUUAGGCGAGAAUCUGCGACUGAACUACACUCGCUGGUUGAGCGUUUCGAGGCCAACGUGCGAGUUCUGCAGCAGUUGGGAGAGAAAACGGAAUUCUGGGAUAUUCUCUUAAUUCGCAUGCUUAGCAUCCGCCUAGAUCCAACAACGAGGCGAGAUUGGGAGGAAUAUUCGUCUGCUCAAGAUACGAUUUCAUUUCAUGACCUCACGUCGUUUCUUCAAAGAAGAGUAACAGUACUACAAAAUCUGCAAGGAAAAUGUACGGAAGUUCCCCCGCCAUCGGUACCCAAGAAGCAACCUCAACGUCAAUUUGCCAGCCACGGGGCAACUCAAACCAAUUAUCGAAAGUGUUUAGUAUGCUCCGAGAAUCAUCCGCUCUACCAAUGUGCCACCUUCUCGAAGAUGAGCCCAGAUGACAAAGAAAGAGAAGUUCGGCGUCAUCAGCUUUGUCGAAAUUGUCUGAGGAAGGGACAUUUCGGCAAGGAUUGUCCGUCUGUUAGCUCUUGCCGCAAGUGCAGAGGUCGUCAUCAUACGCAGCUCUGCAUUACUGAUUCUUCAUCGUCUGGAAACGUGAAAACUUCAGAACAUUCUGCUCCGAAAGUAUCUCAGUCCUUACCGCCCAACGACCAACCCACCACUUCCUUAUCAGCGACAGUACCCGAAACUCGGAGCUACGCGUCCACAAGACAGCAGAAUACACGUGUCCUACUUGCCACCGCUGUGGUACUCGUAGUCGAUGAUCAUGGUUCGCAGCAUGUAGCCAGAGCACUGCUCGACUCGGGCAGUGAAUGUUGCUUCAUGACAGAAUCAUUCGCCCAACUCGUGAAAGCAAAGCGGAAGAAAAUCUUUGUUCCAAUAGCGGGAAUAGGUCAAUCUACCACCCACGCAAAACACAAAUUAUUUUCCACUAUACGUUCAAGAAUUAGCAGCUAUUCCGCCACUGUUGAAUUCCUAAUUCUAUCGAAGGUUACAGUAGACAUACCAUAUGCAUCGGUCGACAUUUCAUCAUGGAAUUUUCCGCCAGAAAUUCAGUUAGCGGAUCCAUCGUUUCACGAUAAAAACUCCGUCGAUCUCGUCAUCGGGGCUGAAGUUUUCUUUGACUUAUUUAAAGUAACGGGAAGAAUAGCUCUCGGCGACAAUCUUCCCACUCUUGUGAAUUCUGAACUAGGCUGGGUAGUUUCCGGAAGAACGAGCACCUGCCUACCGACUACUCCAGUAACUGCUCACGUUGCCACCGUCACAGACCUGCAUACGCUUAUGGAGAAGUUCUGGGCACUUGAAGAUGAUCGGUCCUCUCAUUGUCACUCGGUAGAAGAAGCUGCAUGCGAAGAGCACUUCCGUCAGACUGUGUCUCGUACAAUAGAAGGACGAUAUGUUGUCCGCCUACCGAUUAAAACAGAUGUCAUCACCAAUAUAUGCGACAAUCGCCGAGUGGCUCUACGGCGUUUCCAUUUGCUGGAGGCACGCCUGGCUCGAAAUGAAGAAUUAAGACAGCAAUACACCGAAUUUUUGGACGAGUAUCUCAAAUUAGGGCACAUGCAACAGAUUCAAGAAGAUGAUCAACCAUCGUCAUGUUACCAUCUUCCACACCACGCUAUCAUACGAGAAGACAGCGCUUCAACUAAAGUCCGUGUCGUUUUUGAUGCUUCCUGUAAAACUCCUAACGGACCAUCCCUGAACGAAGCUCUAAUGGUCGGUCCAAUCGUGCAACAAGAUUUGAGAUCCAUAAUCAUGCGUUCCAGAAAGCAUCGUGUCAUGCUUAUCGCCGAUAUUCGUCAAAUGUAUCGCCAAGUACUCAUGGACGAACGGGAUACACCACUACAACGCAUCGUCUGGAGGCCCACACCAGAUGUUCCUAUCAACACGUACGAGUUAAAAACAAUUACCUAUGGCACCGCCAGUGCACCCUUUCUCGCAACAAGAACGCUGCUGCAAUUGGCAAAUGACGAACGGGCUGCAUUUCCUGAAGCUGCUGAGGUACUAAUCCACGACUUCUACGUGGAUGACCUGUUCUCCGGCUGUAACAUAGUAGCUGAAACUAUCGCCUUGCGUCGCCAGCUGGAUACUUUAUUGGCAAAGGGUGGUUUCGAGCUGCGCAAGUGGGCCUCUAAUGAGGAAGAAGUUCUUAAUGACAUCCCGCAGAACAAUCGCGCACUGCAAUCCUCGGUAGAUUUCAACCGCGAUCAAUGCAUAAAAACCCUUGGACUUCACUGGGAACCAUCAUCGGACAUGCUGAGAUACAAGGUAAAACUUCCACCACCAGAAACAAACGCGACGCUCACCAAAAGAAUCGCACUCUCGCACAUUGCGCAACUUUUCGAUCCGCUUGGUUUGGUGGGGCCGGUAGUGACAACAGCAAAGCUCUUCAUGCAAACAUUAUGGACGUUAAAGGACCAAGAAGGAAAGGUAUGGGGCUGGGACCAAGAACUACCCAUUGCAAUCAAAGAACGCUGGCAAGCCUACCACUCGCAGCUGCCACUUCUCAAUGAACUUCGCAUCGAUCGGUGCAUCAUGCUUCUUAACCCAGUGACGACACAAUUACACAUCUUUUCUGACGCAUCAGAACUCGCAUACGGCGCAUGUGUUUAUGUGCGUACCACCAAUUCGUCAGGAGCAGUAAACGUAGCACUAUUAACAGCUAAAUCAAAAGUGGCACCCCUAAAGAAACAGAGUAUCCCACGUUUGGAACUGUGUGGAGCACUUAUCGCAGCUGAGUUGUAUGAAAAGGUGUCUAAAUCGCUUCAACUGGUCGCAGACACAUACUUUUGGGUUGACUCGACGACUGUACUCAGUUGGCUCAAAUCCCCACCCUCCACUUGGACAACAUUUGUGGCCAACCGAGUGUCUAAAAUCCAACUUGCCACUGAACAUUGUACUUGGAACCAUGUGUCCGGGCAACAGAACCCUGCCGACAGCAUAUCUCGAGGGGCUUCGGCAGAAUCUCUUCUGAACAACACUCUUUGGUGGUCAGGUUCUCAUUGGUUGCAAUCCGACGAUAGUUUAUGGCCAGCACAACUGUAUAAACAAAACAUGAGCUCCGGUAUCAUGCCAGAGACUCGAAAAACACUCGCUCUUGAAAUUCCAGCAUCUACUGAAAAAAGUUUCAUCGACGAAUAUGUGGAUAAAUUUUCAAACUACCAACGUAUGUUGCGAGUCACCGCAUAUUGCCGUCGGUUUAUAUUGAACAAUCGCUUGGAAACAAUCAAUCACCCGAAGGCACUUGUUAUCAGCUCAGAGGAAAUGCUAUCUGCCGAAACAAAGCUCAUCGGAUUAGUGCAAAAACAAGUUUACAGUGAAGAAUGGAAACGACUUCACGCGGCACAACCGGUUUCAUCGAAAUCUCAGUUGAAAUGGUUCCAUCCUAUCAUUGCCUCUGAUCAGUUGAUCCGUAUUGGAGGUCGGCUCCAACAUUCUCAACAAACUUUCGACAGUAAACAUCAGAUAUUGCUGCCUUCUAAACACCCUUUCUCAUUACUGUUGGUUCGACACUAUCACGAAACAAACCUACAUGCAGCACCACAACUUCUAUUAACCAUUUUGCGGCUACGAUACUGGAUUACGGGGGCCAGAAAUCUCGCAAGAAGUGUAAUUCAUCGCUGUGUAAUUUGUUUUAGAGCACGACCAAAGUUAGUGGAACAAUUUAUGGCGGACCUUCCAGCAUCACGCGUUACUGAAACUAGACCUUUCUCCGUUGCUGGCGUGGAUUACUGGGGACCUGUAUUGCUUCAACCAACGCAUCGGAGAGCAGCACCUACAAAGGCAUAUGUCGCUGUCUUCAUUUGCUUCUGUACGAAGGCUGUUCAUCUUGAGCUUGUAGCAGACCUCACGACAGCGAAAUUUCUACAAGCUCUACGUCGAUUUGUCUCCCGACGUGGCCUAUGUUCCGAUCUGCAUAGCGAUAACGGUCGAAACUUUGUAGGUGCUGCAAACGAACUUCGACAGCUGGUUCGUGCCACGGAACAUCAGCAAGCCAUCGCCCAGGAAUGUUCCUCAACAGGCAUACGAUGGCAUUUUAAUCCACCGAAGGCAUCGCACUUCGGAGGGCUGUGGGAAGCAGCAAUUUAUUCCGCACAGAAACACUUCGUUAGAGUCCUCGGAACGCAUAAUCUUCCUUUCGACGAAAUGGAAACUCUUUUGGCACAAAUUGAAUGUUGUUUAAACUCCAGACCUAUAGUUCCAUUAAGCGAUGACCCGACUGAUUAUGAGCCGCUAACUCCCGGUCACUUUCUGACUGGGUCAGCACUGAAGGCGGUACCGGACAUUGACUUCAACUCAGUACCGUACAACCGUUUACGCAAGUGGCAACAGACGCAGAAAAUUUUCCAAAACAUUUGGAAUAGAUGGAAAACCGAAUAUUUAACGUCACUACAACGUCGCACAAAGUGGUGCGACCCACCGGUACAAUUAACACCCAAUCAACUCGUCAUAUUGCGAGAUGAAGCUACUGCUCCAAUGCAAUGGAUUACCGCACGUAUCACCGAGCUUCACCCAGGACCAGAUGGAGUAACACGAGUGGUCACGGUUCAAACACCGACAGGCCGCUUCACUCGACCAGUUUCGAAAAUCUGCAUCCUUCCCAUCGCACCACCGGACCUGGCAUCGACCGAAACAGCAGCAUUGCAAGAGUCAUCGACUCAACCAAUCAUCGCAGAAUAUCAUCCCAUCGUUGUUCCAGCCAAACAAUAA